GGAGUUUUGCAACGAGUUCAAAUCAGUCACUUGAGAAUCCAAGCAUAAUCAGAAAGAGGUCGGAUUGCUGCUGUUCAAGGCCUGGACCAGACCUCAGCUGCCAAAUCCAUCGAGCCACAGCGACAAAUGAGCAGAACAAGUAGCUAAUAUUUCCCACGGCAUCAGUCCCUUUGUCAGAGGGACCACUUCUACGAGACUGUACUCGUCGAAAUUCCAAGUCAGCACUUUUUAUCAGUGAUCGACGAGCUUGAAACCCUAUCAGAGCAUGUCUAAUAAGGUCCAUCUUGAGUGCAGUGUUUACGGACGCUGACUGAACGGCCUGUCUGGCCAACCGUCCUCGGAAAAGGAAUCGUGAUGGCCGCGAGGUCAAUCAGCGUCUGACUCCGGGCACAGCAGGAUUGGUCGAGGCAAAGUUGACUCGCGCAAACUCCGCUGAGAUUAUCUGCACGAGGCUGAAUAUCGAACCAGGCCCGUAGGACGAUUGGUUGGCGGUUGCUCUAAGGAGGCUAUCGUCAGUAACACUCCUAUACACACAUCACACCCUCAAGUCCAAACCGAAACCGGGCACUGCGGCGUAGUCUGGAGAUGGACAGCAUCCGGCGCACGACCUCUCACGAGCAAAGCGCCAACCUCGCUCCAUCCUCGCCCUCCACACAGCGCUCGCCGAACGUGCAGUCCGACAUCAACAAACCAUGCCUCCCCGCGACGACCGACCCUCCGUCGCACACAAACCCGCCCAAGCAAAAGGUCUGGCUCAUCUUCGGCGCGACAGGCCACAUGGGCCGGAGCGUGACAAAAGCCGCUCUCUCGCACGGUGACCUGGUCUGCGCCGUCGGCCAGUCCCUCGAGGACACGCCCGCCACUCUUUCCACUCUCUGCCCUCCAGGUAAUGCCAACGCCAACUCAGACGACUACCUGGGCCUGCUAUGCGACGUGCGCAUCCGCCCGUCCGUCAGCGCCGCCCUGGACACGACGCUCUCGCACUUCGGCCGCAUCGACAUCAUUGCGAAUUGUUCGGGGUACGGCGUCAUCGGCGCGUGCGAGGACCAAGACGAGCACGAGAUCCGCAACCAGUUCGAGACGAAUUUCAUGGGCACGCUGAACAUCAUUCAAUUGUCACUGCCGUAUUUUCGACAGCGCCAGGAAGGCCGCUAUCUGAUCUUCAGCAGCACGAGCGGCGCUCUGGGCGUGCCCGGCCUGGGCCCGUACUGUGCCACCAAGUACGCCGUCGAAGGUCUGAUCGAGAGUAUGCUGUACGAGGUCGAUCCGUUCGGGGUCAAGGUUACGCUGGUGGAGCCGGGCCAUUUACGACGGGACGAUGAUCAUGGCAGCUGCACCGUCCCUUCAGGCGUGGCUGCAACCACGGGACAGAAUAAUGCCCUGUCGACGACGACGACGACACCGACCGCGAGUGUCAACCAACUUCCUCUCUUUGGACACUUCAAAGUCGCAAAGGCCAGCGAGCCGUAUGCAGUCAAAGACGCGCCGGCGGCACAUGCGCAGCGCACGUUGCACUGGAUGGGCAACCAGCAGCCGACCAGCGUGGUCAAGGCGGCCGAGUUGGUGUGGCAGUUGGGACACUGUCGCUACCCGCCACUGAGGCUGUUACUGGGCAGUUUUGCCGUCGAGAGUAUCCGCGACCGGUUGAAGAGCAUCAUCGAGGAGAUCGAGGAUUGGAAACAUUUGAGUUUCCCGCCCUUGGAGCCCGACCCCGAAGCUGAAGGAGAAGACGAGGGUGAGGGCGAGGGUGAUGGUGACGAGGACGACGAUAACGAAGACGACAGAGACGAUGACGAGGACGGGAAGGGCGAGGACGACACAACAAUUGGCGAGGACGGCGAUCAGAUCGAUACCAAGGCGGUGCGGAACAAAGGACAUGGAGCCUCGAGGGCUAUCAAGGCAGAAAGUAUGAUGGAUGUCGAUGGAUGAAUCAUUUGUCGCACAAAAGAGCACGGAGAAGUUUGUUAUCAUUUGAUGGUGGCUAUCUACCAGCCAUUCUCCAGCCAGGCUCUGUCUAUGAGCCACGACAUUACUUCGUCUUGGAUGAGUGGUGAUGGCCUCACUAGCCUGGUGUUGGACUCUAAUUGCCAGCUGCAACAAGGACUCGACACUCGUUCGGCAUCGGGAGGGGGUUGUUUGGGUAUCAAAAGGCUCAUUUGACAAGGCAGGCGAUCAAGGCCAGCCGUCGUUUCUUCAACAGGUGAAAGCCCAUCCGCCAUCCAUGGGAAGUUAUAGCAGACCGUUCGCCGCUCAAGUCUCCACGACGGUAUAAACCCGCUCCGCCAUGCACACCACACGUCUCACAAGGCAGGCGCUCGUAUAGUCUCUUUCCUGGAGACCGCUAUCUUCACCACGAUUUCCAACAGUUGAUCUUCGAAGCCUGAGGUAUUGGCUUGCCCAUUUCAUCAGGCCAUAUGCGUCGAGAACCGAAGCAAGGUUGAUUGAUAGUCGUACAAAAAAGGAGGCUCGAAAUCUCCCCACAUUGGCGCGGAUUGGAGCACAGCUCGACACGCGAGAUCCUGAGCACGGGUGCUGUUGACGAUGCUUAUGGAUACAGUGUUGGAGGUCGUCAUGGUUCAGAGUGUGAUCCGCAUGUGAUCAUUGCUGCCAAAGGCUUUUCCGCAAUUCGGACAUUUCCUCGACCUCGAAGUCAUACGCUCCUCGACACAUUCGUUGCAGAACGUAUGACCGCAGGUCUUCAUGACGGUGUUCUUCAGGUUUUUCUUGCAAACAUUGCAAUAUGCAAAUUGCCGCAAAAUCUCGUACUGCUCGGAUUGGCCGCUCUUGCUCUUCCACAGCUCGAGAUUCCUCCGGCUAUCCUUCAGCAAAGCCUUUGUUUCUUCGACUUCAAGUUCGACAGCCCGACAUAAACUGGACGUCUGACCCAAUUUGUCAUCUUUGGCCGUCAAUUGGUUCUUCAACUCGUUGACUUGCGAAUUCAGUCUUGAAACCUCUAGACCUUGGGUGAUAUUCUGUUGCUGAACGGUCCGAUGCUCGUUCGUCUUAUGUGUCAACGCAUCCUUCAUCUCAGCCAGUUGCUUCUCCAUGGUAGCCAACAAAGCUCGACUUGCGUUCUCGGCUUCCUUGAGCUGGGAAACAGCCUCUGCCGACUUGGAAUUCUGCAUUCGCAACGUUCGAACUUCAGAAUCUCGAGUUUCUUUGCUCUUCAUUGCCGCAAAGAAUUUCUGAUCCGCCUUAGCUUUCUCUGCCGACAAUCGCAGGACUCUUUCUUCCAUGGCAGCAAAUUCCGUCACUUUUUGAGUCGCGAUUUUGGAUGUCUUCUGGAAUGCCGUGGACAUUGAUGACAAUUCAACGUUCAACAGAUUGUACUUUCUGUCCAGUUCCAUGUAUUUUGCCCGCAAAUCUUCGAUGCUCAGGCUAUCCAAUUCCGGAUGAUCUACGGCCAUUGUGUUGGACUCUUCGGUUAAACGUUCAGUUUUCGAUUCGAGUGCCCGGAUUUGGUCUUCUAGAGCUGCGAACAAUUCCU
Molecule: messenger RNA, 3487 nt
Organism: Exophiala xenobiotica
Lineage: Eukaryota; Fungi; Ascomycota; Eurotiomycetes; Chaetothyriales; Herpotrichiellaceae
Exons: 1
Coding region: 586-1929 (447 amino acids)
Source: RefSeq, a predicted model, not a curated record